This is a messenger RNA of Penicillium coprophilum, 1692 nucleotides long. RefSeq names its product Amino acid/polyamine transporter I. The transcript is spliced from 7 exons. Gene Ontology annotation, biological process: amino acid transmembrane transport. The record is from RefSeq and is a predicted model, not a curated record. Gene Ontology annotation, molecular function: amino acid transmembrane transporter activity. Lineage: Eukaryota; Fungi; Ascomycota; Eurotiomycetes; Eurotiales; Aspergillaceae. Gene Ontology annotation, cellular component: membrane. Bases 1 to 1692 code for a protein of 563 amino acids.
AUGAGCGAACCUCCAAUGUCGAUCGCGAAGGACGCAAUUGAUCUCAAAACAAGCGAGACACAUGACAUUGAACGCUCGGCGAGUUCAGGAACUGAGCGUCAUGGUAGUACUAUUGUCCUAUCUGCGGCAGAAGAUGCUGGGUACCAUCGUUCCCUGACGAGACGUCAAAUCAUGAUGAUGACUUUUGGGGCCGGCAUUGGUACUGGCCUUUGGGUGGGGACUGGACAAGCAUUGCACUAUGCCGGUCCUGCUGGUAUGGCACUUACCUAUACGAUCACAGCGAUGAUCGUGUACGCCCAAUACUCUUCAAUCGGCGAGAUGACUACAUACAAGCCGGUUCAUGGUGGCUUUAUCCGCCAGUGUGCUGAAUAUGUAGAUCCGGCUUUCGGCUUUGCGAUUGGUGUCAAUUUCUGGUUUGCGUGGGUGAUGAUUAUACCAGCAGAGAUUACAGCAGCCAUAUCUGUCCUGAAAUUCUGGCCAGAGACAGAUGUUAUGCCACUCGCGGCAUUCAUUACCAUAUUUCUAGUAGUCUUCGCGGCUGCAAAUAUGUUCCACGUCCGCGUGUAUGGUUAUAUUGAGUAUUAUAUGUCGUUCGUGAAGUGCCUCGCAGUUAUCCUGAUGAUAUUCUUCAUGUUUAUCAUGACAUCUGGAGGAAUACCAGGAACGGAUGGGCCAAUCGAGUUUCGAUACUGGAAGAACCCCGGGGCAUUCAAUAAUGGAAUAAAGGGCAUCGCUAAAGCUUUCGUACAGGCAGCCUUCAGCUUUGGUGGUGGUGAGCAUAUCGCUGUUAUAGCUGGUGAAGUAGCUGAUCCCCGUCGCACUAUCAAGAAAACAGUUCGACCCGUUUUCUGGAGAAUGUUUACCUUCUUCGUGGUCAAUAUCUGGCUCGUUGGAAUGUGUGUACCAUCCAACGACACCGAUCUUAUCAACGCCAGCGGGACUUUGGGAAGCCCCUUUGUCAUUGCAAUCAAGCGAGCGGAUGUCUAUGGGUUAGCACACGCAAUCAAUGGUUUUAUCUUCCUUAGUGUCAUCAGCUGUGGUAUUACCAGUGUUUAUAUCGCAAGUCGAAGUUUGACAGCACUCGCCGAUUUACAGAUCAUCCAUCCGGUCUUCGGAAGAAAGGACUCACAGGGUCGGCCCUAUGUGUCCUUGGCUAUCAGCUUGGGCCUUGGUGGUGGACUGGGUUAUCUUAACUGCAACAGUGUGGGAACUUUGGUGUAUAGUUGGUUCUCUGCCUUGGUGGCAAUAGCCACGCUUUUCCAAUGGGGCUGUAUUUAUAUAGCCCAUCUUCGCUUCCGACAGGGUCUUCGAGCCCAAGGCAAGGAUCUUAGCGCACUUCCGUUCAAAGGUCUUCUCACCCCAUGGGCGCAAUAUAUCAGUCUCACCAUUGUGGUGUUUAUCUUCGGUUGUCAAUUCUACCUGGCUUGCUGGCCAUUCGGAGAAAAGGGUUCGGUAAAGAGCUUCUUCUCUUCUUAUCUCGCAGCUCCGUUAUUCUUCUUCGAUUACUUGGGAUAUAAGUGGUAUUUCAAAACAAAGAUAGUCAAGCCAAUCGACAUGGACUUCGGUCCUGCCAAAGCGUUUGAUGAGCAGGACCUCAUCAAUGCUAUUGCAGCUGAAGACACGGAGCGAGAUCCAGAGAAGAACGACCAGAAAAAUUGGAGAAAGCGUGCGCAGUAUAUGAUAUUUGGAUAG